This is a messenger RNA of Annulohypoxylon truncatum, 1806 nucleotides long. RefSeq lists its product as uncharacterized. Lineage: Eukaryota; Fungi; Ascomycota; Sordariomycetes; Xylariales; Hypoxylaceae. The transcript is spliced from 2 exons. The record is from RefSeq and is a predicted model, not a curated record. Bases 206 to 1675 code for a protein of 489 amino acids.
CUCAGGUACAAAGGUUAGUAGUUAAAGAGAGCUGUAUAUUUCUAAUGUGAUAACUCUACGAACGGUUGUACUCGAGCCUCCUGUUGAGAGCGCAUAAAUAGCAGCUCAGCCCCCGUUUUUUGGCCUCGUGUUUAGACGCAAGGACAACGCCUUCUUCCAUCCUUCAGCCUUCCUAGGAAUAAUAUUGGGAUAUCUGCCUUCCACCAUGCUGGGAUCUACCGUUCUUGUUUCGGCAACAUGGUUGCUUGCGCUUGGACAAUGCGCGCUUGCUGCCGAUAUUGACUGGACCACCAUCAAGAACAGUCGCGGCGACCACCUUCCCGACUUCAGUUUCUGUGGUUAUCAUUCCUCGGACGCGGCUCUCCCGUCCACUUCUAGGCCCAGUACUACAACAAUCAAGGCUUCGUCCAAGGACCAGACUUCCGAUAUUCAAGCCGCAUUGAACAAAGUCUCCGCCGCUGGAGGAGGUGUCGUGGAACUCAGUUCAGGAACUUUCAAAAUAUCUUCCGGCCUAAUCAUCCCGAACGGAACGACAUUGAGAGGCUCUGGCGUUGGGUCCACACACCUUUCGGUUUCCAAGUUGGACGGUGAAACCCCAUUGAUUGCGUUGGGAAAUGGCACUGCACACAAAGUGAAGCCUUUGAGCACCAACGCCAUCACCGACAGCUAUGUGGCAAUCGGUGCCGACACGGUAACUGUAAAAGACACGAAAGGACUGAAAGUUGGACAAACCGUCUUUGUCAACCGGGCCGCGACGGCGAAGUGGAUCAGAUAUGACGGUAUGUCUGAUCUUACUCGCAACAAUGAGCCUCAAACUUGGAUCAAGGGAGAGACGUUAAUACAGCAACCCCGGAUAAUUGGUGCCAUUAAUGGCAAUAAAGUCACGCUGACAGUCCCCCUCACCGACGCCCUGGACAAGAACUACAUGAGCCCUUAUCUGGCUCCCUACACGGCCCCUUCCACUGCGUCGGAGAUAGGUCUGGAGAACCUGUCCAUCACUCUCAAACCCAGCUGCUCAGGAGUAGCUCUGAACAGUGAUAAUGGUGGAUGUAAAUCAGAAGCCAUAUCCGUUUCUCCCUGGACCAUCGACAGUUACAUACGCUCAGUAAAUGUGACGGGCUUCAACUCUUUUAUCCAGGUCGCGUACAACUCCAGCCGAAUCACGAUAGACCAGGUCGGUCUAUUCCGAGACCGUGACACGGACAACAAGGCAGGGUACCCGGCAGAUAUCUCGAUUAUGGGUUCGCAGAUACUGGUUCAGGAUAGCGGACAAUACGGUAUCAAGACAGCCAAGGCGUUUUCCGUGGUGACGCAAGCCGGAAGUCCGGGCCCCAACGCCAUCGUACGUCACGUCGUGCAGGCGCCGGACUUGCAGCAGAUAUACCCCCACCAACGCUGGGCACACGGUUUCCUCGCCGAGGACACCGAUGCGGGUGUCAUCUACCAGAACCGUAACAACGCUGGGACCGGUCACGGCUGGGCGAUCAACGCCGGAGUGGCCUGGAACGUUAGAGGAGGGGUGACGGUACAGAGCCCGCCUUUAGGUGUUAACUUCGGAAUCGGAGUCACCGGCAAGGUCACGAACACGAAUGGAACUAUGGUCUCAUCGGGGAAGGCAGUCAUGCCGCAGAGUCUCUUCAGUGCUCAACUGGCUAAGAGAAAGAGCGGCAACUAAACUCGAAUGAGUCAAAUGGCAUGGUAUUAAGAAUAGACUUCCUAGGUAGGUACGCAUGCAAAAAGCUCGACACAUAAGGCCUCGAUAUAUAAAACCCUAUAGGCACUAUUCGUACCAUACUAUAUUCCUCA